GAUUGGUCAAGUGUGUCACUGCCGGGGUGGAAAGAAAAACAGUGAAUGGCUUCAAACCUGCCUGAGAUGUGAAAUGUUUCAGCAGCGUUUUGGCAGACGUGUUUUAUAUUCGACGUGACAUCGAAGAGGACAGGGUUGUGAAGGGGACACGAUGUCGGACGCCGAAAGGUUUCACUGUUCAGAUCAGCUGAAUAAAUUCGAGAGACUGAUUGGCAGGCCGCCGCACGAAGGGCUGCUAGCAGGUCAUCGAAGCCCCCCCGCCCGCAGUGGGCAUCGGUGUGUUGCUGACAACACUAACCUCUACGUGUUUGGAGGCUACAAUCCUGACUAUGAUGAGUCAGGAGGCUCCGAGAACGAAGACUAUCCGCUGUUCCGAGAGCUUUGGAGGUACCACUUCGCCACAGGCUCCUGGCAGCAGAUCCGAACAGAAGGUUACAUGCCAACUGAGCUAGCUUCUAUGUCAGCGGUUUUGCAUGGUAACAACCUCCUGGUGUUUGGCGGAACUGGGAUCCCUUUCGGUGAAAACAACGGCAACGAUGUUCACGUUUGCAAUGUGAAGUACAAGCGAUGGUCGCUGCUCAACUGUCGAGGGAAGAAACCCAAUCGAAUCUACGGACAGGCGAUGGUCAUCAUCAAUGGCUUCCUGUAUGUGUUUGGAGGUACAACUGGUUACAUCUACAGCACAGACCUGCACAGGCUGGACCUGACGACCAGGGAAUGGAUCCACCUUAAACCCAAUAACCCCCCUGAUGACCUUCCCGAAGAACGGUAUAGGCAUGAAAUAGCACAUGAUGGACAAAGGAUAUAUAUUCUUGGAGGAGGAACCUCCUGGACAUCUUAUCCUCUAGACAAGGUACAUGCGUACAAUCUGGAAACCAAUUCUUGGGAGGAGAUUACAACUAAACCUCAUGAAAAAAUUGGUUACCCCGCUCCUCGGCGAUGCCAUAGCUGUGUACAAAUACGUGACGAUGUGUUCAUCUGCGGUGGUUACAACGGGGAAGUGAUACUGGCUGACCUGUGGAAGAUCAACCUGCACACCUUUCAGUGGAAUAAACUACCAGCAGAGAUGCCCGAGCCAGCUUACUUUCACUGUGCUGCUGUAACCCCAGCUGGCUGCAUGUACAUUCAUGGAGGCGUAGUGAACAUCCAUGAGAACAAAAGGACUGGCUCGCUCUUCAAGAUCUGGCUUUCUGUUCCCAGCUUGCUGGAGUUAUGCUGGGAGAAACUCAUCAAGGCCUUUCCCCACCUGGCUUUUCUCCCCACCAUGCAGCUGCUGAACCUGGGCCUCACACAGGAGCUCAUUGAACGCUUGAAAUAGGGAUAGUGGAGCAUAAAACAGAACUUGGAGUUGGGCUGAGGAGGACGGCGAGGACAGGAACGCAGCACAGAAGAAAACCGAGAGAGGACGGGAAAACAACCCUGACGUGAAGUAGCUCCGCCUUAAAACCAAAAACAGAGGGAUGCCUUUUCUUUUUUUCAGUUAUGAUGAAAAUUCUAGCUAAACGUGGACUGUUUUAUGAAUUUUACUCUUGUGCCACCAUUGUUUCUAAGAGCAUUUGGAUUUCUAGCUAAAAUCUCCCACCAAGUAAUGACAAACCUGUACUUUGCCUCAUGACUACUUAAAAAAACUAUUUUUUUUCCCCAUUUUUUUUUUUUGUUUUUUUGAAAUCUGCAUCCUAGUUUUACUAUUUUAAUGCAAAGCAAGAAUAUGUAUAUAUUUUUUUCUGACGGACUAUAUAACAUUUACGAGGACGUUUUUCUCUUGAGCUGGUAUUGCCAUUUGCACAUUUUCCUCCCACAUAUUUGUAGACAUUUACUUAUUUAAAUAGGUUUUACAUGAAAGAGCAAUUAUAAAGUGCCAGAUGGGGAUUUUUGUUUUGCACAUUGUGGGAAAUUUUACACAGUUUUGCUGACAUGGUUCCCUGGCUCAUCAUGGCAGCUUCUUUUCAGUUUAAUUAUGGAAAAUCAAAGAGGACCUUAAAUGUUACGAGUUAACACAAUUGGUCAUUUAAGGGAAUUUUUGUUUUUUUUAAUUUGUCAAAUUAGCCUUAUGUAAUCUGCAAUACACAUCUUAAUAAAAUGUAACUUGUGUUUAAAUGUGUCUAUUGCCCAAAACUAUUUUUCAUACAUGCUGUUCAUCCUGGCUUUGCUAUUCCCUCUUGUGCAUUAAUCAAGUUAUCUUGGCUUGAAAAGCAAAAAUUAGAUUCUCGUUUUUUUCCCCGUUGCUUAAAGCUUUCAUUUCUUAACGGUCACUGUGAAUAUGGUGCUCUUGAAAGUUUUAAAUGAACAGAAAAAAAGUUUCCAGGAUUUGAAGUAGCGCAUUUCCAAACAUUUCUGUAUACGAUUGUGCCUUUUUCACAUUUGUAAAUGGACAUUUUAGAAAUCGAGGUAGAGCUCAUGUUUAGAUUCAGAUUCUAAUUCCAAAAGCUUGUUUUACAGACUCAAAUGUUUCUGGUCAUAAUAGAAUAACCCUAUUAUCAUUGGUCCUGACUGCUUUUCAACUUUUAAAUGGUGCCAAAUAGUUUUAUACAAGGGAAAAAAGAAAAACAUAGGAGUUAGAUGGGAUGUGGUCAGAUAGUUUGAUGCACACAGCUCAACCUGCACUUCAUGUCCGCGGUCCUGCCUUCCAAACCACCUUUUUGCAUGAUGUCAUUUCCUGCUUUUUAAAUCUUCAUUGAAGGAUUUGGUUUCACAACUUGCAAAAUGUUGUAUAGUGUGCUUGUAUGAAUGUUGUGUUACCAGUUCUGUCAAUAAAAGCGUUGUUUAAUUAGUU
Messenger RNA from Oryzias latipes (Japanese medaka), 2773 nucleotides. It is a transcript of the gene klhdc10, whose product is annotated as kelch domain containing 10. Lineage: Eukaryota; Metazoa; Chordata; Actinopteri; Beloniformes; Adrianichthyidae. The record is from RefSeq and is a predicted model, not a curated record. Gene Ontology annotation, molecular function: protein binding. Gene Ontology annotation, biological process: positive regulation of stress-activated MAPK cascade.